Molecule: messenger RNA, 194 nt
Organism: Amoebophrya sp. A120
Lineage: Eukaryota; Dinophyceae; Syndiniales; Amoebophryaceae
Source: the annotation of a GenBank genome assembly
AUGGUACGGAGGGGAAACGGCGGAGCAGCGACGCCGUGCCCGCGGCCGAGCCUGCGGCUCCAGUUGCGGCCGUGCCCGCGGCCGUGCCGGCCCGCUGGUGGACCCUAUCCGCAGUCCAGCGCCUGGAUAGACGACGGCGAUCGGACCGGGCGGCCUCUGCCUGUUAACUUCGGCCCUAGGCCCUUCCCUCUGCU